Protopolystoma xenopodis is the source of this 1113-nucleotide messenger RNA. The record is from the annotation of a GenBank genome assembly. NCBI's taxonomy places the organism in Eukaryota, Metazoa, Platyhelminthes, Monogenea, Polystomatidea, Polystomatidae.
AUGGACUUAUCUGACAGUCCGACGACAAGUCCAAUGGGCUCCAGACUCGACCUGAGCACCCCUAUUCCCGCAGCAGCGUCUGUUGCCAACUUUGGCCAUGGCCACGCGGUAUUCGGGUCUACGACUCACCUUUUUGGGCCUAAUCUGCCACUUCCUCUUGCUUCCACUAAUGGCGUUGUUACUCAGGCCGCUUCUAUUAGUCGGAAUGGAUGCACGAAUAACCUUAAUGUUCCAAACCUGGAGUUUUCUACAGUUGUGCCUCCUUUUUCAUUUAUAAGUCCUAUUUGUUCCACGAGUGCCACUCCUGUUGUGGCCACAUCAGCAUCUGUGGCUGCAAAAAUUAACGAAGCUUCUGAGUUAUCUGACUUGCGUACCUCAACAAGCCGCCAUGCCUUGAUAUCGCAACCUAUGACUUCGGCUCCCGCGAAACCUACACCUAGAUGGUCUACAUCAUCUGAUGGGAGAGAUGUUCUUGGACUAAUCUGGCCAAGUCAGCUGUCACCAGUAUGGAUAGAUGCAGCUCGCCUUGCUGGCUUGCCUAAGGCCACUUCUGCUCACCCACUAGACCCUAAAUCUAGCCUUACCGAAUUCUGGGUGCAAAUAGAACAACAACAGCAACAACAACAACAACAACAAUUACUACUUCAACAACCACAGUAUGCAUUUCAAUUUGAGCAACAGCUCUCUUCUCUACAGAGUCCUCAGCCUCCCAACGUAAAAAUGACUUCACGACAGAAGUCUCGUGAGAAUAGCUUUUUCUCAGACCCGGAUGCACAAGCGACGGGACAAUCUGUGCAAGAAGUUGCGGACUCUGGUGGCAUCAAAGCAUAUGGCGCCAACUCUCCUCGAAAGGAGCUGUCUAGUUCUCAAGAACGGGAAAUGUUGGAUCUGACAGAUGUUGCUGGCACUUGGCAUUCAAGGUACGAGAGUAACCUCGGAAAACAGGGCAAUGUUUUUGAUGAAGAGGAUAUACUUACGCUAUCACGUGCAUCCAAGACUAUGAUGACUGCUAAAAAGCUUACUAACGGUUUGGGCGAGAUCAGCAUCCCCAACCAGGUCAUACAUAUCAAACUGCAUCUUCGUCAUGCAGCCACACAGCCCCAGGGCCAAUAG